This is a messenger RNA of Helianthus annuus (common sunflower), 2418 nucleotides long. RefSeq lists its product as uncharacterized. Gene Ontology annotation, cellular component: nucleolus; nucleus; nucleosome. Gene Ontology annotation, biological process: negative regulation of DNA recombination; chromosome condensation; nucleosome assembly. NCBI's taxonomy places the organism in Eukaryota, Viridiplantae, Streptophyta, Magnoliopsida, Asterales, Asteraceae. Bases 225 to 2210 code for a protein of 661 amino acids. The transcript is spliced from 2 exons. Gene Ontology annotation, molecular function: double-stranded DNA binding; nucleosomal DNA binding. The record is from RefSeq and is a predicted model, not a curated record.
UGUACUCUACAGGAAAGUCGCGGUCAAACUUUCAGCUUUUUGAAACCGUUUCACAGGUUUUCAAAAACACACACACUUAUCUCGCCGAAUCUUGAGAUGAACACAAAUAUAUUGUUUCCAUUAUCCUUACAAACAAUAUUUUCAAAUCAAAACCCUAAAAAUUUCCACGACCUAAAUCUCUCAAACAACACCACUGCUGAUCGAUCGAUCAUCUUCAACCAUACAUGGAGAAGUUGCAAGAAGCCCUCAUUCAAUUUACACAUUCAAACCCUAAUUUAUUCCCAAACGAUGCUAACAAUUCGUAUCCUCUGUUGAUUCAACACUGUUUUCCUAAGUUUUUUUCGGAUUUUCAGACUCCUAAUCAUCCACCUUAUGCAGCUAUGAUAUACAAGGCGAUUCAGGAACUGAACAAGAAAGGAGGUUCUAGUGAGAAGUCGAUAUCAGAUCACAUACAAAAGGAGUAUACUGAUUUGCCUUGGGCUCACUCGACAUUGCUGAAACAUCACCUUGAGAAGCUAUGUGAUCGAAAUGAAAUUUGUAUAACCGACAAGCAAUGCUAUUUGCUUGCUGGUAUAGAGUCGGAAUCAAGGAACAAAAGCAGCAAGCCUAGUAAGAAACAUAAGAAGGAUAAAAGUCAACCCAAUUCAGAGGCGUGCAAGAAAAGCAGUAGGCCCUCCAAAAAAUACAAGAAAAAGGAAAAAAACCCGUCGGGUGUUCAGAAAACUAGUGCUAAGGAGCACAUAGAGUUGCUUAAGAGGAAGAGGAAGCUGGGAUUGAAGUCUAUAAAGAAAAACAGCAAGCGAGCCAAGAAACGCUUGAUUAAUAAUGAAGUAACUGUUGAUGAGUCACAUGAGCAGAAGCAGACAUCAGAAAUUACGAUGGGUGACAUACAAAUCCAAGAACGAAACGGGUUACGGAAGAGGAAGAGGAAGCAUGGGCUGAAGUCUAAAAGGAAAAGUAGCAAGCACACGAAGAAACACGCGAUAAAUGAGGAUACUGAACUUCAGCUAUUGGGUGAAGCAAAUCUGGAACAAAAUAAUGAAGUAAUUGAUGACGUAUCAGCUGAGCAGAACCAGAUAGUAGAAGUUAACAUGGGUGACAUACAAAUUCAAGAACAAAAUGAGGCGGGUCAAGUGUCAGACCGUGAUAAUUCUGGUUACGUUAACUUAGAGCAAACUCAAACGAAGAAGAAUCCCGAGCUUCUGCAGAUUGAAGAAUCUCCUGGUUCGAAUCCCGUAUUACACGGAAAUGGAAAACGGGUUUGGACUAGAUCACAGUGGAAGACGGUUUUAAAGAAAGAUGCAUUAGGAGGUAGCUCAGAGUUAACAGACUCUCUAGGUUAUGCAAAUAUGUCAAAAGAUAAGCCUGACAUUGUUGAGUAUUUGUCGAACGAAAAACAACAGGCAAUGGAGAUUAUCGAAGUGAAGAGCGCGGUUGAUAUCGAACCACUACAGAUAUCAAGAAGUACAAGUUUGGAUAAGCCGCUGAUAGAAUUCUUAAAGCCAACGUCUUCGAAGGUGAUUUACCGGUUUCCUGAUGAUGAAACGACCACUGCUCCAAGUGCAACAGAAGUGCAGGAUCCGAUUAGUUUUCAGCAAGAUCAGCAGCCAGAAAUGCUACCGCUUGUUGAUGAACGGAAAUACAAACGUCGUGGUAGGCAUCCGAAGCCUAUGGAAUCUGAGAUAUCAAAAGUCAAAAGUCAACAGUCACCUAAGAAGUUGAUUAUUCAGUUUUCUGAUAAUGAACCGACCACUGCUCCAAGUUCAACAGAAGCGCAGGACUCGAUUAGUUCUCAGCAAGAUCAGCAGACAGAAAAGCUACCGCUUGAUGAUAAGCCCAUGUACAAGCGUCGUGGUAGGCGUCCGAAGCCUAUGGAAUCUGAGAAGUCAACAGUUAAGGGUCAGCAGUCAGAUAAGAAGUUGAUUCCCGAGUUUCCUGCUGAUGAACCGACUACUGCUCCAAGUUCAAUAGAAGUGCAGGAUCCGAUUGGUUCCCAGCAAGAUCAGCAGCUAGAAAAGGUACCGCUUGACGAUAAACCCAAGCACAAACGUCGUGGUAGGCCUCCAAAGCGUAUGCAACGUGAGAAGUCAAAAUUUAAAAGUCAACAGUUAGCUAAGAAGUGCAAAGCUGGAAAGAAAAAGGGUCAACCUAAGAACAAGGGCCAUGUCAAGCAUAAGAUGACUAGGCGGAGCAGCAGAGAGCCAAGUUAAUAGGCUAAAAGAGACCGAAUCUUGAGUUUAAUGUAGACAAUGAUUGAUUGAAGAACCAGUAGAUGCAACACAGAGUGUAACGGUGACAUUUUUUCUUUAGUGUUUUUUUUUUUUCAAGUUUAGAUUGCCCAAGGAGUUGUUCAAAUGGUGAUUUCUGUACCUUGUUCGAUCUGUUGCCUAUCUUUUUUAUUUUAUUUCAAAUUAUCUA